AUGUUCUCUUCGACAAUUGGCAUUCUUGCCCUAUCCACUCUCGCCGUGGCGCAUGGGGACCACAGCCAGAUCGCACUGGGCCCGCACCAGGGACUGUGGUACAACACCCUCCCCGGAGACGGAGGCACCCAGGCCGACUCGGUGUUCUCUGGCAUCUCGACCUUCGGCCGACUGCCCUAUUUCCCAUGCCUGUCCAGCGAAGCUGAAAGAUACGACAUUGCGUUCCUAGGAGCUCCCUUUGACACGGGUACUUCGUACAGACCAGGAGCACGGUUCGGACCCAGUGGAAUUAGACAAGGUUCUCGCCGUCUCAAUCUUUACGGAGGCUACAAUGUCCCGUUGGAGGCGAAUCCGUUUAGUAGCGAUAUGCGGAUCAUGGAUUGUGGUGAUAUCCCGGUGACGUCAUAUGACAACGCUUGGGCCAUCAAGCAAAUCGAAGAAGGCCACAACAGUGUGCUUAUGCGCAAGCCGUUUACCAAUGCCGACCAGUAUGGUCUGUCCCGGGCUGGGAAGACUCUUCCCCGGGUCAUCACUCUAGGGGGGGACCACACCAUCACACUGCCGCUGCUGCGCAGUAUCAGCAAGGCCUACGGACCCGUGACGGUGAUCCACUUUGAUAGUCACCUAGACACCUGGAAACCCAAGGUGUUCGGUGGUGCGCCCAGCGACGUGGCCGCGAUCAACCACGGCACCUACUUCUACCAUGCUGCGAUGGAGGGUCUCCUCAAGAACGACACCAACAUCCACGCAGGAAUCCGCACGACGCUGUCCGGACCGUCGGACUAUGAGAACGAUGGGUACUGUGGAUUCGAAAUCGUCGAGGCCCGCGAGAUCGAUACCAUUGGCACGGACGGUAUCAUCAAGAAGAUCCGGGAUCGAGUGGGGACUGAGAACCCAGUUUAUCUCUCGAUCGAUAUCGACACUUUGGACCCAGCUUUUGCGCCAGCCACUGGAACUCCCGAGACGGGCGGCUGGUCUACGCGCGAACUGCGGACGAUCAUCCGUGGACUGGAUGGAUUGAACUUCAUCGGGGCGGACAUUGUUGAGGUGGCUCCGGCAUAUGACACCAAUGCCGAACUGUCCACUAUGGCGGCCGCCGACGUGCUGUAUGAGGUGCUCACGAUCAUGGUCAAGAAAGGACCAUUGUCCAUCAGUAGUCCAGCCCACGAGCAGCUGUGA
This is a messenger RNA of Penicillium lagena, 1179 nucleotides long. Its product is annotated as agmatinase. The transcript has 6 exons. Lineage: Eukaryota; Fungi; Ascomycota; Eurotiomycetes; Eurotiales; Aspergillaceae. Gene Ontology annotation, molecular function: metal ion binding; agmatinase activity. The coding region runs from base 1 to 1179 and encodes 392 amino acids. The record is from RefSeq and is a predicted model, not a curated record.